Molecule: messenger RNA, 2783 nt
Organism: Dreissena polymorpha
Lineage: Eukaryota; Metazoa; Mollusca; Bivalvia; Myida; Dreissenidae
Exons: 4
Coding region: 296-790 (164 amino acids)
Biological process (GO): sleep; positive regulation of voltage-gated potassium channel activity; regulation of synaptic transmission, cholinergic
Source: RefSeq, a predicted model, not a curated record
UACAAGGAGAGCAUUCCAAACGCGAAUUUGUGUAAUCGCGCAUUGCAAACCACGGAAGAAUUCUGAUGUUUAGGAUAUUAUUCAGCUGAUAUGUUUAACAGAUUAUCUGUUAUAGAAUAAACACUCUUCAUUGAUAACGAACGGUAUUUGUUCUGUACUAGUGGCUAAUAAGUUGCUUAGAAACAUGUGUAGAUGACGUCGAUAUUCGACUAACCAAUAUCAUAACUGUGUGCUAGGCCAGGCAAAUAUGGAGUACGCCUUUAAGAAAAGUUCGAAUUAACAGGACGAUACCAAGAUGCCGAUUCCGUCGAGGCUCUUCGUUCCGCUCAUUUUGUUUCCUGUGAUAUGGAACCCAGGUGAAUUUGUGGAAAUGAAAUCGGCCGACGAGAAAUCAGCCGGCGGCCUUGACUGUUUCGAAUGUUUCUCCUUCAACAACAGUGACCCUUCAUGUGGCGAUCCGUUCCAUCCAGCCUAUGGCGUGUACUCCAAGAACUGUCUUCAAGGAAAGAAAGGUCACGUGGGAGGUUUUCCUUCCAAAUAUUGCAUCAAACUAAUCGGGGAAACAUAUAAAGACAAUAUCGAGAUGGUGUACAGAGGUUGUUCCCUGGAUACUCUGAACAAUGUUUGCGGCGAUUUUCGAUUUGAAGAUGUAAAAUACCAUGGCUGCAUAACGUCAUGUUCUGAAAAUGGAUGUAACCAUGGAGUCGAGAGCAGAGGCGAUGCGCAUGCAUAUUUCUACGUUAACGUUAUGUUGUUUCUGAUAUAUAUUACGGAUACAAAACUGUACUAAAUGGAAUUAUGCAUAUUUGAAGCAACACGUUUCUGUCAGAGAUCAUAGUGGGCCUAAUGAUAUUAUAUGCUAUUUUUGAUCAAUUUUGCAGGCAACUGAUGUUUGAAUUCAUACUGCAUAUGUCCAUUUUACGGUUCUUGAAUAUAAAUGGGGUUAUCAUGAAAAGCAACCUCAGAUAUUUUUGUUGUAUUCGCAUGUAAUUUUAAUUUUAGUGCGCUUCUUUAUAUAUAAACAGCCAUAAUAAAAGCAAACAUCAUAUAUUUUAGUGUACAUAUUGUAUUUAUACAUGAUCUUGCGGUGUUGAAUGUUGUUUAUGAACACUUACUGUCGUUGUAAAGGAUUGAUGUGUGGGAUAAACACGUUUGCAUUACAAAUAUGACUGACUUUGUUCCUAAUUUGGAGUUUGUCUCCUCUUUGAUAAAAACAUCAAAUUAUCCUGGGAAUAUGCUGUGCAUGUAUAUAUGCAUUUGGAUGAAACCGGUGAGUUUUUUUAAUCUAAAGCAACAAUAAGACCUUAUAUUAUUGUUGACGCUAAUAAAUAACACAAUAUAUCUCUGAAUGUAUCAUCUCAUUAAACGUGAUAACUUCAUUUUCCUGUUUGAUGUCCGUGAACACACACGGUUAUUUGUACUGUUAAUUUCCGUUUAAUCAAAUGUCAUUUAAAGCACGCAUCAAACACAUAGUUUUCACUGUUGAGGUUAGGAAAUCGCACAAUGAAGUUGCAUACCGCAUUCAUGCAUAUAUUUUUUAACGAGUCAUAUAAACGAAUGAACAAGUCAGGACACUUUUAAUGUAAAUAAUGUAAAAAUAAGUGAAUAUAUUUUAAACGCGCGUCUCACGGUUGUACAUGUUGCGGUUGUAAUAAACAUAUAUUUUGCUUUUUUGAAGACACAUUGACUCGGGCCUGCGGUCAUGAAAAUUCUCAAUUUGUUUAGCUUAACUCACUGCAUGCGGUUUAAGUUUUCACUAAGCUGAGUAUCGGGUAUGCCUGUCAGAUAAAGAAGACUCUCAAAUCUCAGAUAUAAGUACGCUAAUAUAUGGUCCAUGUUCACGGACAAUCUCUAUUAUUGAGCACAACUCAGAAGAUAAGAUGCGAGAAUCCACCCAGCUGAGUAAUGAGCAACUUGGUCUGUGCGUGAACAGUGCACAACUCAAAUAUAAUCAAUAAUUUGGACAUAUUCCCCCUCGAAUUAAGACUUGAGUUUAGUCCGACUUAUAACUAAAAAAAUUGUGUGAAUCUACAAUAAUACAAUUAAGCACGAUCAUGUAAAACAAGAUGAGCAACUGAAAAUUGAGUCAGAAUAUUCACUUAAGUGUGUUCGUGCCACUAGGCAAUGUUCUUUCUCAAACUCAGAAAUGAGUUGAAUUUGAAUCUAAAUAAAUGCUUGUGUGAUUAAAAAUUUAGCACGAUCUUCAAACUCAUUGAAAUAUAAAAAAAAUUCAAAGUUGAGUCAACAUUUUGAAUUAAGUGUGUUCUAUUAAGAAAAUUUAUAAGCUUCUCUAGUUUAAAUCGACAGCAAUACAAUUUGUGUGUGUUUGCGUGUGUGCGCGCGUGCGUGUGUGUGUUUGAUUUUAAUGUUAUUGUGAAUACACACAUUGUAUAAUGUCUUUCUUUAUUUAAAAUGUCGAACAAUAUUGAAGUUUUUGUUUUGAACGGGACCUGCUUUAUCGUUUUUAAGAAUAUAUAUCAAGGGGUUUAUUUGUUUGCAAGUCAUGUAAAAAUUUAAUAAUUCUGGGUGCCUCCAUCGAGCAAUAGUCUAUAUUACUAGAAUGUUAAUGUUUCUUAAUCAAUUCAAUGCUCUGCUUUUGUUUGCUUAUACAAUAUCAAUUCAAAAUCAUUGUUUCAAAUGACCCGAAUUCAGUAAAUGUAUAUUUAUGUCAAAAACAUUUCAGUGUUGUGUAUUAGCAUAUAAAUAUUGCUGUAGUAUAUUGUGUCAUUGGUAAAUAUAUAUUAAGAAAUAUAUACAUAAAUGUUAAAACUGUUUUCUUCAAC